CAAACGAUGGCACCUCUUAGUGACUUUGAAAAGCAGCGUCAGGCUAACAUCCAGAGGAACAAGGACCUCUUGAAGCAGCUUGAGCUUGACUCCAUCUCUAGCUCUAUCAAACGAGAAUUGCCCAAGAAAGAUGUUACUCGCAAGAAGCGCAAGACUGAGCCAAAGGCCAAGGAACCUGCUGAACCAAGCAGAAGAUCCAGAAGAAUUGCGGGUAUAAAAACCGAAACUGAAAACCCGGAGGAAUUCGCUCGGAUUCAAGAAGAGAUAGAGGAAAAGGAGCGUAAAAGAAAGGAGUUGGAAGAGUUGAAAAGAACCAGACUUUUUGGUGACUUCAAGUUGAUUGACUUGAUAACAGACAAAAAACUGGGGCACCUCAAGUUUGAGGACAAGGUAAUAAAGCAGGAAGGCCUGGAAAGCGUCAAGGAAGAGCCAUCUGAUGAAAUCGCAGACAUAGAUGAUGAUAAUAAAGUACUCCAGGUGUUCAAGAGCUUAGGCAGCAAGUUCUCAGCAGGAGACUUCUACAAUGAAAUAAGAGACACGAUAAGCUAUAACGAUGAGGUAUUGGAAACGAAAAGAAAGGAGUUUGACGAUUUGAAAAUAUACCAAAAAUUCGAUCCAUUGGAUAUAAAGAUUAGCCAUUAUCGGAUCACCUCUAUCAAUUUUCAUCCCUCCACUACUGAUAGGGUUGUGAUGGCGGGUGAUACCAAUGGUAACGUUGGUAUAUGGGCCGUUGACUCGAAAGAAGAGGAUGAGCCAACGAUAAGCAUACUAAAGCCCCACGGAAAAUCGAUUUCUCGAAUCCUUACUCCAAACAACUCUCCAUCUAAAAUAUACACAAGUUCAUAUGAUGGUUCAGUGAGAGAACUAGACCUUAAUAAGCUUGAAUCAUCCGAAUUGGCGUAUUUGAGCGACCCUUGGGAAUCUGGUGACUAUUCGUUGGGUGUAUCGGAUAUAAAUUUAUGCAAGGAAGGAAAUCCGAAUAUAUUAUACAUGACGACCUUGCUGGGAAACUUUUAUCAACACGAUAUUCGGGAAGCUUUCAAGCCAGCUCUGACAAAGUCCCUUUUGAGGUUACAUGACAAGAAAAUUGGUUCUUUCAGUAUAAACCCAAACUUGUCAUAUCAAGUUGCAACUGCAUCUUUGGACAGAACAUUGAGAAUAUGGGAUUUAAGAAAUUUAGGUAGCUCUAAAUGGUCAGAUUUUGAAAACCAAACUUCUCCACACAUGUAUGGAAGCUACUCGUCAAGAUUAUCUGUUUCGUGUGUUGAUUGGAAUAUUGAGAACAGAUUAGUUUGUAAUGGUUAUGACGAUAACAUUGCUCUUUUCGAUUACAAUGGUACAAAAGAGCUUUCUCCAAUUACACAGUGGGCAUCUGACUAUGUGGUACCUUCCAAAGACGAAGAAAUUGUUCCUGACAAUUUAACUCCCUUUACAAAAAUAAGACACAAUUGUCAAACUGGUCGUUGGGUAUCCAUUCUCAAAUCCAAAUGGCAGACUCAACCUGAAGAUGGAGUUCAGAAGUUUGUCAUUGCGAAUAUGAAUAGGGGAGUAGAUAUUUACGAUCAGAAGGGUCAAAUCAUUGCUCAUUUAUCUGAUUCUGUGGGUGCAGUUCCUGCAGUAUCUACAUUGCACCCAUCCAAGAACUGGGUAGUUGGAGGUAGUGCCAGUGGAAAGGUGUAUCUAUUUGAGUAGAACCACCACGUGUAUAAUAUGGGAGACUACCAAAUAAUAAACAGAUUUGGAAAUAUACUGUACCUCCAAUAAUGAAGUUAGAAAGUUAAUCUCUUGAU
Molecule: messenger RNA, 1790 nt
Organism: Suhomyces tanzawaensis NRRL Y-17324
Lineage: Eukaryota; Fungi; Ascomycota; Pichiomycetes; Serinales; Debaryomycetaceae
Exons: 1
Coding region: 7-1692 (561 amino acids)
Biological process (GO): regulation of DNA damage checkpoint
Cellular component (GO): nucleus
Molecular function (GO): DNA binding; protein binding
Source: RefSeq, a predicted model, not a curated record